Echinostoma caproni is the source of this 1029-nucleotide messenger RNA. The record is from the annotation of a GenBank genome assembly. Lineage: Eukaryota; Metazoa; Platyhelminthes; Trematoda; Plagiorchiida; Echinostomatidae.
CUGAACGCAUCAAGACGCAUUACUUGUGUUUUCUUUAAGGUACUUUCGGGCGAUACAAUUGUUAUCCGUGAUAGACCUAUUGAUGGCCCGCCCCCCGAAAGAACCAUUGUUCUUUCGAAUAUCAGCUGUGGUCGUGUUGCUCGCAGACCCACACCCAACAAUCCAAAUGCGGGACCAGAGGAUCCAUUCGCCUGGCAAGCUCGGGAGUUUGUGCGAGCUAAGCUUAUCGGGAAGGAGGUGUGUUAUACGGUUGAAACAGAACUACCAUCGGGUCGGAAAUAUGGCAGCAAAUCGACUAAUGGUGAAAACAUUGCUGUGAUGUUGCUCGAAGAAGGGCUCGCCGAACUCCGAAAGCUUAAUGCGGUGGCUGCGGAAAAGAACCCCGUUUGUCAGCAACUGAUGGCUGCUGAAGAGUCUGCUAAAUCCACUGGAAAAGGUCGUUGGUCUUCUAAUCCUGUGAAUGCCGUUCGCGAGGUUGUUUGGUCUGUAGAUGAACCACGCAGUCUCGUAGAUAAAUACAAAGGAAAGCGGCUGCACGGAGUUGUAGAGUAUGUCAGAGACGGAAGCACUAUGCAGGUUACUUUGAUACCUGAUACUCUGGACGAGGGUUCAGUUUACUACAAUAUCAUGAUAUCACUCUCCGGAAUCAAAGCACCAACGGUCGCUGAACCAUUUGGGCUUGAUGCGCAGUUUUUUGUGGAAUCACGCUUGUUACAGCGGGAUGUAAUGGUAUUGCUGGAAUCUAUCAACAAUCAAAAUUUUAUCGGAAGCGUUCUCCAUCCUAACGGUAACAUUGCUGAAGUGCUGCUGCGAGAAGGUUUGGCUCGGUGCAUCGACUGGAACCUCAAUCUUGUCAGUGUCCCUGGGGCUUCUGAGGCCUACAAAGCUGCCGAGCGCUCUGCUAAAGAACGUCGUCUUCGUCUGUGGAUAGAUUAUCAACCACCACAAGGUGUAACUAACGAAGUUCAACAAACCAGAGAUCCAAAUAGUGUUUCUGCCGGAAUGUCCUUCUCUGGCCAGGUAGGCUAA